AUGCUUCCUGUCGUCCUAUAUUCCCAUCCUUAUGGGCCAAAUCCUUGGAAAGUGGCUAUCAUCAUGGAGGAGCUGGGCCUCCCUUAUGAAACCCGUUUUGUUAACUUCACCGAGGUCAAGCAAGAACCAUACAUCAAUUUGAACCCCAACGGUCGCCUCCCCGCAAUCGAGGACCCGAACAAUGCCAUCACUUUAUUUGAAUCUGGCGCCAUAGUCGAAUACCUCGUUGAUAACUACGACCCUGAGAACGCAAUUCAGUACAUUGACCUCCAUCGCAAAUAUGAAGCCAGAGCAUGGCUCCAUUUCCAAAUGUCUGGCCAAGGCCCGUACUAUGGCCAGGCAGGGUGGUUUGCUCGUUUCGCGCCCGAGCGAAUUCCGCUCGCCAUUGAGCGUUAUGGGAAUGAGAUUCGGCGUGUGACCUCCGUUUUGAACAAUGUGUUGAGAAACCGUGAAUGGUUGGUGGGUGAUAAGUGCACAUAUGCUGAUCUGUCGUUCAUGCCCUGGCAGCGGUGGGCGAAGCGCUAUGCUACCGACCCCGAGACCCUGGAUGAAGAAUUUCCUCACGCGGCAGCAUGGUUCAAACGGUUGAGCGAGCGUCCUUCGGUUAGGAAGGCAUUUGGGGAUCAAGAUACGGCUAUUGAGAAAGCGGAGAAAGAAAAGACUGCUAUCUAA
Molecule: messenger RNA, 672 nt
Organism: Aspergillus udagawae
Lineage: Eukaryota; Fungi; Ascomycota; Eurotiomycetes; Eurotiales; Aspergillaceae
Product: glutathione S-transferase family protein
Exons: 1
Coding region: 1-672 (223 amino acids)
Source: RefSeq, a predicted model, not a curated record